GAGACCCAACCACAAAACCCUACUAAAACCCCACGCCCUUUAUAAUCAUUUUCUACUUUCACCUAACUCAGGGCUCCUAAAUACGCUCCUCGGCGCUCUUUCACUCUCUCUUUCUCUUCCUCUGCAUUAUGCACAGGCUCUCUAAUCGCUCUGUCUCCGCUGUCCUCCGGGCUCCUGGAGCACGGUACAGGACUGCCGCCGCGGCCUCAAUCCCACGCUCUACUCCCUCUAUCGAUUCGGUGCCGGAUAAUGAUGCGAAGUUCAGAUGGUAUUCGGCUUCAACGGCUGGGAGGUGUGACGCAGCCAGAUCGUCUACUCAAUUGAACUUGAAAAGCGGCCUGUUUUUGGGUAACCGAUACGAAUCAACUGCCGCUGCAUCAGAUGCAGCCACUCCCCCACCAGCUGAGAAAUAUGAGUAUCAAGCAGAGGUUAGUCGGCUCAUGGACCUUAUUGUUAAUAGCUUAUACAGCAACAAAGAGGUCUUUCUUCGUGAGCUUAUCAGCAAUGCAAGUGAUGCCUUGGACAAGCUGCGUUACCUGAGUGUUACUCAGCCAGAACUUUUAAGGGAUACAGUUGAUCUUGAUAUUCGUAUCCAAACUGACAAGGAUAAUGGGACUGUAACCAUAAUUGAUUCUGGCAUUGGUAUGACUCGCCAAGAGCUUAUAGAUUGCCUGGGAACAAUUGCACAGAGUGGAACUGCAAAGUUCUUGAAGGCAGUGAAGGAAAGCAAGGACUCUGGUGCUGACAGCAAUUUAAUUGGUCAAUUUGGUGUGGGCUUCUAUUCAGCUUUUCUUGUCUCUGAUCGUGUUGUUGUCUCAACAAAAAGCCCAAAAUCUGAUAAACAAUAUGUAUGGGAGGGAGAGGCAAAUGCUAGCUCAUAUACUAUUCGUGAGGAGACUGACCCAGAGAAGCAUAUUCCCAGAGGAACAUGCCUUACAUUGUAUCUCAAGAAUGAUGACAAAGGCUUUGCGCAUCCUGAGCGGAUUCAGAAGCUUGUGAAAAACUAUUCACAAUUUGUUUCAUUCCCAAUCUACACCUGGCACGAGAAAGGUUUUACCAAGGAGGUUGAGGUUGAUGAUGAUCCAGCUGAAGCCAAGAAGGAUGACCAAGAUGAGAAAACUGAGAAGAAGAAAAGGACAAAGACAGUUGUUGAAAGGUACUGGGACUGGGAGCUUAUUAAUGAGACUCAACCAAUCUGGCUUCGCAACCCUAAGGAAGUGACAACAGAGGAAUACAAUGAGUUUUACAAGAAAACCUUUAAUGAAUUCUUGGAUCCAUUAGCAUCUUCACACUUCACAACUGAGGGUGAGGUCGAGUUUCGUUCUAUACUCUAUGUUCCAGCUGUUGCUCCUAUGGGAAAGGAUGAAAUCUUGAAUCCCAAGACAAAGAAUAUAAGGCUUUAUGUUAAACGGGUUUUCAUUUCAGAUGAUUUUGACGGAGAAUUGUUUCCUCGAUAUUUAAGCUUCAUCAAAGGUGUUGUGGAUUCAAAUGACCUUCCCCUCAAUGUCUCACGUGAGAUCCUUCAAGAAAGUCGAAUAGUGCGGAUCAUGAGGAAACGCUUAGUUCGAAAGGCCUUUGACAUGAUUCUGGGGAUUUCCCUGAGCGAGAACAGAGAAGACUAUGAGAAGUUUUGGGAGAACUAUGGAAAAUACUUGAAAUUGGGAUGCAUAGAAGAUCCAGAGAAUCACAAGCGUCUUGCACCACUGCUAAGAUUUUUCUCUUCCCAAAGUGAGGAUGAAAUGAUCAGCUUGGAUGAAUAUGUUGAGAACAUGAAACCUGAGCAGAAGGAUAUUUAUUUUAUUGCUGCUGACAGUGUUAACAGUGCUAAGAACACACCUUUCCUUGAGAGACUUAUUGAGAAGGAUCUAGAAGUCCUAUAUUUCAUUGAUCCCAUUGAUGAAGUUGCCAUCCAGAGACUGCAGUCUUACAAGGAGAAGAAUUUUGUUGAUAUAAGCAGGGAAGACUUGGAUUUAGGUGAUAAGAAUGAGGAAAAGGAGAAGGUCAUGAAACAGGAGUUUGGCCAAACUUGUGAUUGGAUUAAGAAGCGCUUGGGUAACAAAGUUGCCAGUGUCCAAAUCUCAAACCGUUUGAGCUCAUCCCCUUGUGUUUUGGUGUCUGGGAAGUUUGGUUGGUCUGCCAACAUGGAAAGACUAAUGAAGGCACAAUCAGUUGGUGACACUAGUAGCUUGGAGUUCAUGAAGGGAAGAAGGGUGUUUGAGAUCAAUCCUGAACAUCCUAUUAUUGAAAACUUAAACGCUGCAUACAAAAGUAAUCCAAAUGAUGAAGAUGCCCUGAGAGCCAUUGAUCUUUUAUACGAUGCAGCUCUUGUUUCUAGUGGCUUUACUCCUGAGAAUCCAGGGGAGCUUGGUGGGAAGAUAUAUGAGAUGAUGGGCAUUGCUCUUUCAGGCAAAUGGUAUACACCUGCUAAAUCUAAGCAUUCUGAAACCCAACCUCAGAACACUGACAUACAGGAAGCUGAGGUGGUUGAGUCUGUCGAAGCAGAUAAUCAGAAAUAAGAAGCACCUGGUUCUGCCGUGCAAUUUUCUUGUUUCGGCAUGCAUAUACUGUAAUCGGAAAAACAGAUUUAGGGCAUGGUUCAUGAACGUGGAAGAAAGUUGUGGAUUUAAUCUGGGUGUAUCCGAAUGCGGGAUGCCAUUUUCUCUUUUUUUUUUUCGGGCCGAGAGGGAUGCCAUUCUAUUUAAUAGUCUUAUUGGGAUGUUAAUCCAUGAUUUUAAAAUGUUAA
Molecule: messenger RNA, 2743 nt
Organism: Rubroshorea leprosula
Lineage: Eukaryota; Viridiplantae; Streptophyta; Magnoliopsida; Malvales; Dipterocarpaceae
Source: the annotation of a GenBank genome assembly